Apaloderma vittatum (bar-tailed trogon) is the source of this 256-nucleotide messenger RNA. RefSeq names its product NADH dehydrogenase (ubiquinone) 1, alpha/beta subcomplex, 1, 8kDa (gene NDUFAB1). The transcript has a single exon. The record is from RefSeq and is a predicted model, not a curated record. Lineage: Eukaryota; Metazoa; Chordata; Aves; Trogoniformes; Trogonidae. The annotation marks the transcript as partial.
AUGGAGCUGUGUGGCCAGACUGAUCCCACAGCCAACUUCUGUUACAUGAAAGAUCUUGUCUGGGAUGAUGGGGAUUAAAUGGAAAUCAUGUUGGCAGAGAAAGAUGAAUUUGGGCUGGACAUUUCUGACACAGAAGCAGAAAAGUCAAAGUGUCUUCAAGAGGUUGUUGACUGCAUUGCAGACAAGAAGGCUGUGCACGGAAAUAGUUUUUCGAAGCAAAGAAACUCCUCUGCCAGAAGUGGACUGAAGUCAGUAG